Rhodofomes roseus is the source of this 2748-nucleotide messenger RNA. RefSeq names its product TPR-like protein. The record is from RefSeq and is a predicted model, not a curated record. The coding region runs from base 1 to 2748 and encodes 915 amino acids. NCBI's taxonomy places the organism in Eukaryota, Fungi, Basidiomycota, Agaricomycetes, Polyporales, Fomitopsidaceae. The transcript is spliced from 2 exons. Gene Ontology annotation, molecular function: protein binding.
AUGAGCGUACAAGCCAUCGAGAAGGCUUUGCUCACCGGAAAAUGGGAACAGAUCCCACAGACUUCAUCCUUGUUCGACGCCGCCGAACUGGCGAAGCAAGUCGUCGAGGGCAACUACCGCGCACCCCUCACGUCAUCUCGUGCCCGGGAUCUGUUCUCCCUCAGCAGUGAGGGUGACGAUCUCGAAAACAAACCCAUAGAUGAGUGGUUCAAUUCCUCGUUUAUCAAGGGCAGCGUUUCCGCAGAACAGGAAGUCGUUCAACUGGCUAUAGCAGUUGCAUGCUUGCAUUCGUUCGUGCAGGCGAACUGGACGGGCCCAGAUUUAGACUUCCAAGUCUCGGACGUAUUCCCGUUGCCCAAAAAUAUGACAUCCUCCGGGUCAGACUCUCCAUUGCAGAGGAAGGCAGUCGCAGAGCUCUCCUACGGCGGGGAACCCGCGUACCAUCUGGCCAGACAACCUUUGUUCCUCAAAGUCGCGCAGCUGCUCCUGGAACUCCCGUAUGAUCACUGCCCAUCCGCCGCGUGGUGGCGAUUGCGGGCCUGGCUCGUACACCAACAGGUUCUUGACGAGCCCACUACAAUUCCUGCCGACGUCGUAUCGUCUGUGGAACCCCUCCUGCAAUCCUUCGCCUCGCAACCCGACCUCGCCGGGCGCCUUAUCCUCGAACAAGGUUUGUUGGAGCACCAUCUUGGGCAUGACAAAUCGGCUGCGGACUAUUUUGUCCGCGCAGCCCGGGCGACACAGCUAGAGUACGAACUUACCGGCGCCCUCGGGAAGCGAACUAAAUUCCAACAAACCGACGUCACGCAGCUCGUUUUGUUGGCCGAGUCGCGCAAACGAGAAGGCGACUCUCUCGGCUCAGAGAACGAUCAGACAACGGCCGCACAAAGCACCGGUACCAUCGAGCAUCCCGAUGCCGUCGCUUCCCUGACUACCGCCAUACCUGAAACAUUGGCCCUUAAUGAUGACACGUUAUUGGAGCGGACCGAAUUCACAUCAUCGUCCGCUUCAGAAUCCAGCUCACGCCUCGCGCACUUGGAUCCUUCGUCUCAACCAGCACUCUAUCCCCUCGACCAAUGUAUUCUUCUCGCCCUAUGCCUCAAUGUCAGGAACACCUCGCCUUCACAUGGUCUCACCGCGGAGCAGAUGAAACCGUACGUCGACCGCGUGAUUUCUCAUCCGAGGAAUUGGUCGGUACAUACGAUGGCACUUCUUCUACGCUCCCGCCUGGAAGCCAACCGCACGCGCACCGUCGAACGAUCUACGCUCCAGCUACAGGCGCUAGUUGACCAAAUGCCUACCGCGGACUCGACCAUCUCCGAGCGGUUGCUCUACUUCCAUUCCAUUCCUCUCCCGAGCAAGUGGGAGACGGAGAAGGAGCUCGCGCUGCGCUACCUAUCCCUGGGCGUCGUGAAAUCUGCGCUGGAAAUCUUCGAGCGCCUCGAAAUGUGGGAGGAAGUCGUAAAAUGCUGGCAGAGCAUGGAGCGGCGCGACCGUGGCAUUGCCAUUGUCCGCGAUCUUCUGGAAGGUAGAAAGGCCGAAGCGGAUGCGGUCAUUGCACGCGAGAAGGUGUCUACCCAGGGACGCAGGCAGACACUGGACGCCAUGCGCGAGGCCAAGCUCUGGUGUCUGCUAGGCGACCUAGAGCCCGAAAACGCGCUUGAUCACUACACCAAGGCAUUGAGUAUCUCGAAGGAAACCUCGGGCAGGGCCAUGCGCUCACUGGGCGGGUACUAUUUCGCUCGCGCUGACUACCCAAAUUCAAUUGCCUGUUUGCGUAAGGCGGUAGCAAUAAAUCCGCUCCUUGGCCGAUCUUGGUUCAUUCUUGGCUGCGCGUACGUGCGCAUCGAGGAUUGGGAGGGCGCACGGGAAUCCUUCACUCGUUGUGUUACACUCGACGAUGAGGAUGGCGAGAGUUGGAAUAACCUUGCAAGCGUUUAUCUCCGGAUGGGCGAGGCAGGCAAAACGAUCGGAAAUGAGGACACAGAGGAUAGCGAGGACAUAAAAGCGGGGGAGCUAGUGUAUAGCGACGAGACGAGCAAGAACAUACCGUUCAGCAACAAAAUGCUGGCCUUCCGCGCGCUGAAGCAGGGUUUGAGAUUCGCGUACGACAAUUGGCGGAUGUGGUCCAACUACAUGAUCGUGGCGAUGGACGUCGGCGAGCUGUCGGAAGCAUGCCGCGCCCUCAGUCGCAUUGUGGAGGAGCGCAGCACCAAGGACGGCGCGCACUCCGUCGAUGAGGACGUGCUCGAUCGGCUCGUCAAUGCCGUUACGAGGGCACCAGCAAACCCGGACGACGCCGUGGAGGGCGGCGGCUCCGGUGGCCAGGCGGUGCAGAAUUUCAACGAGGGACACGGGCUUCUGAGGCGUGUCAACGAACUUUUCGAAAGGACGAUCCUCCCGCGUGUCUCCUCGCCGCGGAUUUUCCGUGCGCGCGCACGUCUGCUGACUUGGCAGGGCCGGUGGGAAGAGACACUGAAUGCGUACCUCGAGGCGUAUCGAUGCAGCAAUGCGGGGACGAUGGAGAAGGGUGAGACGGAUGUGCAGAGGUGGCGAGAGGCGGUCGGGGAGGUUGAGGAGAUGGUGGACGUCCUACGAAACUUCGGUCCCCGGGCGGAGGACUUCAAGUGGAAGCUGCAGGCCAGGAGUAUCUUGCGGACGUUCAUGGGGCGGACGAAGGACUUCGAGGAUGAGCCAGAAUGGUCUCGGCUCGCCGAUCUACUGGAAGAUACACGAAAGGAGGAGUAG